AUGCUGAGCAGCUUGAAUCUUGCUAACAAAGAAGACGAGUUGACGUGUCGGUUACGCAACGACAACGUGCUCAAGCACUUGGCCAGCUGUUCGUUUAUCCUGUCGCAUCGGCCGCAAUUUACGAUUUCCCUGGAUUUGCACAUCGGAAUCCCUAUGCAAGUUGUGGUCAAAGAAUUCUGCCCGCUUCAGUCAGCGCUGGAAGUGCGACAUGCGUUCCAAACUGUCUUGAGCGCAAAUGGCACAAGGUCGUAUGGAAGACAAUGGUACUGGAAUCCGCCUAUCAUCAUGCUCCUUGGUUGGGGCAAGUCGUACGGGAAGAGCGUUCGCGUGCAAAAAAAUAUCUGCGACAUAUUUGACCAACUGCUGGAUGAUCCAGAGAAGUACAGAAAAUGGACGACUGAAUACUUCGAGGACCCGGAAGAAGACUUUCAGACAACCAUCCUUGGCUUCCUUGGAGCUUACUACAGAAAGGACAUUAAAGAACACGCGAUCCUCAAGACCGCGCUGAAACUGCUGUGGUUCGAGUAUCUCCUCCUGAAUAAAUUCAUCAUACCUCCCGAAGCCGUGGGCCAUCUUGAGGCUAAUCUUGAAGCCACGCGACCUGUUGGAGCUCAUAAAGAUAUCUACGUGAUCCCAGAGACCAUCAACCGUUUCUUGAAGGCUAUCAUCCUACCCAUGGCCGAGAAGGCCGCGGAGCAGCUGACCAAGGGCCUCCAUGACUUGCUGUUCAAGAUGGCUGUGAGCCAGAAAGUGUCGACAGCGAACGCAGACCUGGCGCUCUGCAUGCUCUUCAGCUUGAUGAUCUUCCUUGGACGAACUCAGAAUGCGCUGCGCCUUCUCACGCAGACCCCUGCCGCAGAGCUUGGUGAGAUCUACACCGCUGCAGAUGUCGAGGCCAAGAUUCGCGACAUGGAAGACAAGGUCAGCGACUACUUUGUAGACUUUCACAAGUACACCUUGAACAGAAAGUCAUCCAAGUCAACCAUGAACUCGACCGAUGCCAAGUCACCCUUCGAGAAGCAUGCGUUGGAGUUCCAGCUAAUAGAACGGCUGCGCAAGGAGAUAGAAGAGGAAUAUGAGCGCGAACGGCCUGCUAGUCUGAAGGUUAGUGGGUUUCACGUUGAUACGUUUCGAUACAUGAAUGUGCGUCGAUUAUGUUGGAUGGUGUUCAAGAGCGUCGAGGAUUCGAGUUAG
This is a messenger RNA of Cladophialophora yegresii CBS 114405, 1194 nucleotides long. RefSeq lists its product as uncharacterized. The record is from RefSeq and is a predicted model, not a curated record. Lineage: Eukaryota; Fungi; Ascomycota; Eurotiomycetes; Chaetothyriales; Herpotrichiellaceae. The transcript has 2 exons. Bases 1 to 1194 code for a protein of 397 amino acids.